UUAUGACAACGUGGUCAUGUAGCUAACUUAGCUAGCUAGCCAAACUGUCAGUAACACAGAUACUUCCUUUGUGCCAUUUAGGGAUAAUGUCAAGGAGGAAAGGUAGCCUACUGUAAAAGCCAAAAAACCUUAGACAGUUUUUUAAAUGUUCAAAUGUGCCCAGCAUUCCAAGGCUUGUUGCAAGAUUCAGUAGCCAAUCAGGACUUGAAUACAAGUUUUUUGUAGAGUGCAUAUUAUUUAUUAUAGUGAUAUUAUUUAUUUUAAUUUAAUUUAUUUUGGUGUUUUUGAAAACACAGCAUUCCAAGACUGUACAUUGUUGUCAGAUUCUUUGUAAGACUCUGCUAUGCUGUAAAUAGUUGUUGAUUUUUUAAAAUGUGUGUUGAAUAAAUAACUUAUUUAUAACAACAUUCACAUUACGUAGCACUAUUUUCAAAUCUCCAGUCAGCUUUUAGCACUGACUUAAUGUAGGGCCCGAUGGAAUCUGUGUUAUAGCUUUUUUAAAUUCUCAAUUCCGCGAUUCCGUUCGUGAUUCUGUUAUCACAGAAACUAUAGGGCCCUACCUUAAUGCUGCCAUCAGUCUGUCGCUGGCCCGCACCGGGCCCCCGUCAAAAAAGACACUUGGCUGCCGGCCCGCGCCAGGCCGCCGGGCCCUGUCAAAAGAUACUUGCCACUGGGCCUAACAACUUUUCUGGGGGAAACCCUGGCAUGGGGUAUUUUAGAUAACAUCUUGCUUAAAACGUACAAUUUACAGUCUAUUCUUUCGGAGUUGACCAUGCCUUGCAGGGUAUCAAAAAAGUGACAGUGACUGCCUCAUUGAGAUUCAUGUCAGCUGAGGUUCAGAUAUUAUGCUUGCUUGUUUCUGAAUAUGUCCAGUUCCUGUUCCUUAGUUGCAUGCGAAAAUAAAUCACUAAUUUUGAAACCGUACCUUGUUAAAACACUUUUUUUGUGAUUAUAAUGGUAAAAAAAUGAUUUAACUUUAAUCUACAAUAAAGAACAAUAUCUUAUCUCCUGUGGGGCUGUUACGCAUUGUAAAGCCGUUGUUAUUCAGGUUGAUUCUUUGCCUGCCUAUCAUCUUGUUCCGCGUUAUAAAGGAAGUCCUCUAAAACCCACCAAACUGCUUCCUGUAUCACUUGCCAAGUAGAAGACAAUGACGUCUUUUCUUUUGUCCGUUUGCUGGUGAACUUCUGCCUCAUUUAAAUGUUUUUGACACAUUUGACGGUUUGAUGUAUUCCGCUCUGAAGGCUGACCCAAUGAGCAAGGUAGCUUUUCUGUGCCUGGUGUGUUUUCAGACAUCGUGGGCCCAUCGGCAAUCACAGGAACAUGUACCUCUGCGCUUCGCUGCGAUUGGAGACUGGGGGGGUCUUCCGUUAGCCCCAUAUUUCACCUACCUGGAGAGUUCCAAUGCUGCUGAACUGGGACGAGUGGCUCAGACCACAGGCCUAGACUUCAUUCUGAGUCUGGGUGACCACUUCUAUUACCAUGGAGUGAAAAGUGUAGAGGACAUUCGCUUCAAGGUUACUUUUGAAAAGGUAUUUUCUCACCCUUCGCUACUUGACGUCCCGUGGUACCUCCUGGCGGGAAAUCACGAUCACUUGAGAAACGUCUCAGCGCAGAUAGUUUACUCUGAAAGAUCUGAGAGAUGGCACUUCCCUGAGCUGUACUAUGAGCUGAGCUUCAAGGUUCCACACAGCAAUGCGUCAGUGACUAUCCUCAUGACUGACACUGUGGUGCUGUGUGGAAACACCUAUGACGGGAUUCAGCCUGUAGGACCAGAGGACUUAGAGGCGGCUGCCAAGCAACUGGAGUGGAUUAACACAAGCCUAGCAAACACCAAGUCUGAGUUUGUUGUGGUCGCUGGGCACUACCCCGUGUGGUCAGUGGGCCACCAUGGCCCCACGCAGUGCCUGGUGAAGAAGCUGAGGCCCCUGCUGAAGAAACAUAACGUCACAGCGUACCUGUGCGGCCAUGACCACAGCCUACAGUUCAUCCAGGAGGAUGAUGGGAGCGCGUAUAUCGUCAGCGGAAGUGGGAAUUUCGAGGACACAUCCACAGACCACUGGAAGAGUUUCCCUGCCUCCUGGCUACAGUUCUCCAGCGCUGUCAACGACACACGAGGUGGCUUCGCUUACUUUGAGGUCACUUCAGAAACUAUGUCCAUCAGUUACCUCCAAGCAGAUGGUAAAUGUGUAUAUCAAACUACUUUGCAGAAGCGCAGAGUUUGACAGAGGCCAAGGAGAAUUCAACUCUGGUCAAUAUUAUAACACGCUUUCACAGGUCUUUAAUCUUUUUUCAUGCUGAGGAUAAUAUGGCUAAAUGCAUAUACAUAAUUAUAACACGAGGGGACCAAUAUGUUUUAAAUGUAGGUACUGUGGUGACUAGUUGAACUUCUUUGAGAAUGUACUUCUUUAUUACUGGCAACACACACCAGCUUUCAGCCUUACUCAGUUUAUGCCCCAAACCUAACAGAAAAAAACAGUCAAUAGCACAAUGAGAACAUUUAUGCAUUUUGAGAUUUACGACUAAUUUACAUCUGAUUUACAUGUAACAUAAUUCAACCACUUAAUCAGAGACUCCAGACAGAAAUACUGUAGUUGAAAUGCAAAGACUCUACCUACUCUCCAUAACCUACUCUCAGUUAUUUCUAUUUUAAGAAUACAUUUAUGAUAUAUCACAAUUAUCAACAUGAGAAAAUAUUCUUUUUAAAAUAGUAUACUUAUAUCUGCACUAGAAAAAAUUGUGUGGCUUCACAGCUAACAUUCAAUUAAAAAAAAAUUUAAUCAAGGAAGGAAUUCUAGUGAAUAGUGUAAAAAAUGAUGAAGCUUUCCCAUACCUUGAUAUGUGCCUUAAAGAUGACAGAAUUUGCUGCUACAAAAUAUCCUCAUUUUGACCUUCAAACCAGUUGAAGUGCGUCCUGCCUUACAAUGCAUUAAUAUUACAUGUUAUUCAGUGACACAAUUUUUGAUGUUUUGCCUUUGUACUCAGCACAUUGGAUUUGAAAUGAAACAAUGAAUAAGAAAAUGUUAAAGUUAAGACUGCUAGCUUUAAUUUUCAGGCAACUGCAUCCAUAUUGGGUGAAUCAUGUAAGAAUUGCUGCCCUUCUUAUACAUAGUCCUUUCAUUUUUGGGGACCGAAAGUAAUUGCACAGUUGGCUGCUCUGCUGUUUCUUGGCCAGCUGUGUGCUAUUGCAACAUGCACAAGAAAGCUAACAAAACCUCUAGAGUUGAUUCUAGGUGUGGCAUUUGCAUUUAGAGUAUGUUGCUGUUGUCUCUGAACAUGAGGACCAAAAGAAGUGUCAAUGCCAGUAAAGUAGACCAUCAUUGGGUGGAAAAACCAGAAUAAAUUGAUCAGAGACAUAGCCAACACAUUGGAUGUGUACAUUGUUACAAAGCAAGAACGCAUUGCUGUGCUCAGCAGUAGCAAGCAACCUAGUAGACCACAGAAGUCCACUGUAGUGGAUUACAAAAGAAUACUUUUGAGUUGUGAAGGAAAAACUCCUUUUCAACUGUCAAACAGAUCUGGAACACUCUCCAUGAUGUAGACAUAGAUGCGUCAAAGACUGAAAUAAAGAUAAGGUUACACCAGUAUAACCCCAGGGGGUUCAAAUGCAAAAAAAACUGGUUAGCCUCAAGAACAGAACAGCCAGGUUAGUUUGCUAAAAAAGUACAUUAAAGGAACUGUAGGGUUCUGGUACAAACAGUUGUGGACAGAUGAGCUGAGUGUUAACCUGUACUAAAGUGAUGGAAAGAAAAAUGUGUGGAGAAAAGGAAAUGCUCAUGAUCCAAAGCAUACCAUCUCAUCUUUGAAAGAACACUCAACCUGAAUCCCAGUGAACGUUCAUUUCACUUGCUGAAAAGACUGAUGACAAAAAAGCCCCCAAAACAAACAGGAAUUGAAACUGGCAACAGUACAGCCUUGGCAGAGCAUCACCAGGGAAGAUACCCAACUUCCGGUGAUGUCUAUGGGUCACAGACUUAAGGCAAUUAUUGAAUGCAAAGAAUUUGCAACCAAGUACAAAACCUUCAACCUCAUCCAAGCCAUUAAAAACUGUGUCUACUAAAGGUUAAGUCCAAAACCACCUUUGGUCAAAACAAGGUACAUGUAAGCUUAUAUUUUGCACAGACAUUUUGUUGGAUUUCAACCCACGUGUCGUUUAAGAACUUGGGCAGUUCAACCCUUUGCACUAGACAUGUGGUUAUGAAAAUGUUUAUUUGUAAAUAUACAAAUUAGAUAGCCAUCCAGGUAAUACUGGUAGACUCACCUUUUUGGCUUUUCACUAUUUUUGUAAAUACAAUUCAUUACGUUUUAAAGGGCUUCCCAUGCAAUACCUCCAUCUUGUCUGUUUGCAGUAAGAGAGGCAUUAAAUAUAACCACUAUGGCACCUUGUAUUUAAUGCCAAGGAAAAAAUGUAAGCAUGCAUAUGUUAAAACCAUCUUCAAUAUCAAAAUAUAACCAACAUUAUGAGAAA
Messenger RNA from Anguilla rostrata (American eel), 4465 nucleotides. It is a transcript of the gene acp5b, whose product is annotated as acid phosphatase 5b, tartrate resistant. Bases 1224 to 2222 code for a protein of 332 amino acids. Lineage: Eukaryota; Metazoa; Chordata; Actinopteri; Anguilliformes; Anguillidae. Gene Ontology annotation, molecular function: ferric iron binding; ferrous iron binding; acid phosphatase activity. The transcript has 6 exons. The record is from RefSeq and is a predicted model, not a curated record. Gene Ontology annotation, biological process: bone resorption.